Molecule: messenger RNA, 1484 nt
Organism: Patella vulgata (common limpet)
Lineage: Eukaryota; Metazoa; Mollusca; Gastropoda; Patellidae
Product: probable RNA-binding protein EIF1AD
Exons: 4
Coding region: 94-579 (161 amino acids)
Biological process (GO): translational initiation
Cellular component (GO): nucleus
Molecular function (GO): RNA binding; translation initiation factor activity
Source: RefSeq, a predicted model, not a curated record
UGAUGAUUGCACAUGGUGAAAUAAUUGAAAUAAUUCUUUUUUUACUGCACUAGAAGUUAUUGUCUAUAUUUAUACGUUUUAACACUAUUUACCAUGUCAAAAGCUACAAAAAAGAAACAUGUCACGAAAGAAGUAUUAGACGACUUUGUUCUGCCUGAAGAAAAUGAAUUUAUUGUAAAGGUUACAGCUGGUAGAGGAAAUAAUUUACAUGAAGUUCAAAAUGCCACUGGUGAAAAAUUUCUCGUCAGUAUGCCAACUAAAUUUAGAAAGAAUGUGUGGAUAAAAAGAGGUGAUUUUAUUAUAGUAAAUCCUAUAGAAGAAGGAGAUCGAGUUAAGGCAGAAAUAGUAACAAUAUUAUAUAAAGAUCAAAUCAAAUAUAUUAAGCAAGAAGGAAAAUGGCCUGAACAAUUUAAUGAAGAAGAAAAUGAAGAUUUAAAAGAUGAUAUGUUACCACCGAGUGAUUCAGGGGAUUCCGAUGAUGAGAUUGGUGACAUGGUACGUAAUGUAAAUAGACCUCAAGUUUAUUAUGAAGAGGAUGAAUCAGACUCUGAUGAAGAUAGUGAGAAAGAGGAUGGAUAAUAUUCAACUGUUUAUUAGGGAUUUGACUUAUAUACAGGUCAGGAAAUAAUGUAAAUAUCAGGCAAAUUGACAAUGUAAGGGAUAUGAAUAACAACCAUGAAUAUAACCAAAGGAAAUUGAAUGACAGUCAUAAGAGAUAAUUUGCUUGACAAAGCUUAUUUCAAAGCUUGCUUGUACAGGACCAGUGUUUUGUUUUCUUGGAGUAUAGGAUACAUGAAGCUCACUGCAGAUAAAAUGCUGGAGUUAAUGGUGAUGUUAUAGAGAUGGUUGUCUUCUUUCUUUGAUAAUCAGUGCCAUAUAUAUGCCUUCUAUUAGAUUGCAAUUAAUUAAGUUAUCUAAUAUAACUUAAUGUGAUGCAGGUAUGCUACUUUGCCUGUAUAUUCCGGACAUGUUCUACACAAUUUUCCAAACGUUUGACCAAGAAUAUGUCCAAUCAGACAUCAAGAUAUGGUGAAUAAUAUUCAAAAUUCCAAAAUAUAUUGACUGUACUGAGUGUACAUGUACAUGUAUAACUACUACUCAUGUUGAUUAUGGACUAUGGUUUAUAAUAAUCUGGAUUGAUUAGGUAUUUAAGUGAUCAACCUAUACCUUGAUUAACUAAUUAUCAAUCCAUUCCUGAAAAGAAGUUGUUGCUUCUCCUUUGUUGGACUUUUAAUUAAAAACUCAGUCUAUGUGAUUACCGUGUGUUUUCUCCAUUGUCGGACAUUUUACUCUCCUUGAUGUCAGCUGACAGCAUGUAGAAACUAGUCAUAGAUAUCACAUAUUCUAAUAGUAUAUACCACCCUAAAUCAAUGGACAGUCAUUAUAACGUUCAAAACAGUGCUGGACUGGGCCCACCUGCCCACCUGUUCGUGACAGGUGGGCCUAAGCUCAUUAAAAAAAGUGGGCCUAAGCCUAUAAAGAAA